Molecule: messenger RNA, 1378 nt
Organism: Bombina bombina (fire-bellied toad)
Lineage: Eukaryota; Metazoa; Chordata; Amphibia; Anura; Bombinatoridae
Gene: LIX1
Product: limb and CNS expressed 1
Exons: 6
Coding region: 201-1046 (281 amino acids)
Biological process (GO): autophagosome maturation
Cellular component (GO): cytoplasm
Source: RefSeq, a predicted model, not a curated record
UACAACAAAGAUAAGCAAGCCAGGAGGGGGACCCCCUAAGGUAAGGGUCUUUAGAUUCUGGCCUCUGUCUGAUUGGCAGAUGUUAAAAGAUAUUUCUUAGUAAUCCACUGCAUCAAUGAACUACACAAAUUCAGUGGAGCAGUGGAAUAAUUCAGGCAUGAGGACAGUUUGUGCAGGCAGCUUGAAAGAACAGUACCAAGAUGGACAGAACUUUGGACUCUUUGCAGCUUUUGGUCACUCAGGUUUGGCCUCAGAGUGACCCAACCAAAUUAUUUAAAGACUUGAAUGUGGUAGCAUUGCUGCAAGAAUUUUGGGAAACCAAGGAAAAGCGGAGAGCAAUUUUUCCAAGCGAAAGCUUAGUGGCUUAUGAGUCUGUCCCAUCUCCAGACCCACCAUUUGUGUGCUAUGUCACUCUGCCAGGUGGAAGCUGUUUUGGUAAUUUUCAGUGUUGCUUAAGUAGAGCAGAAGCUCGACGAGAUGCAGCUAAAGUGGCACUAAUAAAUUCCCUCUACAAUGAGUUACCUUCCCGGAGAAUCACAAAAGAUUUCAUUAUAAAAAGUGUUCAAGAAGCCGUCUCUUCUACCAGUGGAAAUUUUAAUGAUGCAGAUGAUCCAAGUACAAGUAUUGGAGCUUACCAUUAUAUGCUGGAAGCAAAUAUUGGCAAAACCAUGUUGGAAUUUCAAGAACUGAUGAUAGUCUUUCAGCUUCUGCACUGGAACGGAAGUCUUAAAGCUCUCAGAGAGACAAAGUGCUCCCGUCAGGAAGUAAUUGCUUACUACUCUGAGUACUCAUUGGAUGAACGAAUGAGAAGUCACAUGGCACUUGACUGGAUAAUGAAAGAAGAGGAAGCACCAGGCAUAAUAUCACAAGAGCUUCAGCUGGCCCUCAGAGAAUUAGAAGAGUCCAGAAAAGCCGGGAGAGAGCUGCGGUUUUACAAAGAAAAAAAAGAAAUUCUAAGUUUAGCACUUAGUCACAUCUACAGCGACUGCCUUACUUCAGCUAAAAAUGCUGACCAAAUCAGCCUUACUUUGAAUGGCUAUCACUAGCAGAUCUGUUUCUUUCAUGUAAGAUUAGGUGAACAGUGAAUGGAAACAUGCGCUACAAAAUCUUAUUCAGAAGGCCACCCAAGUUUAUACAGGGAGGUAUUCUUUGUAGAUUGUAUUCUUUGAUCUGUUUUUUUUUUUUCCCCAAAGAGUCUAUUGUAUAGCUAGAGCGAUUGUUUCAUAGAUCAGAUGCAUAUGCUUGGAUACAGAAGCAUCACAGUUUCACAUUCGCUGGGUAUUUUUCAUAUUCGGGUUUGUUGAAUGCUUCUGCUUGUCUUGUUAAUUAUUUAUAUAUACUUGCUGAUUGUGUAAUAAAAAUAAUAUAGCACUAAGAA